AUGAUUACAAUCGUAACAGGAAGCCCUAGGAAAAGAAAGGAAAUAAGUUCAUACAUCAAGGACAGAAUAGAAUAUACCUUCAUUGCAAAGGAUCUAGAUGAAAUUCAAGGCACCUCAGAGGAAAUUAUAAGAAAUAAGGCAAAAGCAGCCCAUGAAAUAGUCCAGGGACCCGUUGUAGUAGAAGAUUAUUCAUUAUACAUACAGAAAUUAAGUGGUUUCCCAGGGCCAUACGUUAAAUCUGUCCUAAAAAACGGCGAAUUAGCAGAAAUUGUCAAUAAUUUAUCACAAUUAGGCGAAAUUACGUGCACAGCAGAGUGUUUCUAUGCGUAUAUUGAUAAAAACAAUGAAUUUCACUUGUUUUCCACCAAGGCCAACGGUAUUUUGAUACCUUCUGAAAAUAAAUUUAACCCGUUAUACGGGGUAGAUGAAUUUUUAAUCCAAAAUGGAACAACAGUUCCGUAUGCGCAACUGUCAGAUGCAGAAAAAGAUGAAAAUUCCAUCAGGAGAUUAACAAUUGAGAAGUUAAUUCAGCAUUUAAAUCAAAACCCGCUAUAA
This is a messenger RNA of Nematocida ausubeli, 555 nucleotides long. Its product is annotated as Ham1 family protein. Gene Ontology annotation, molecular function: nucleoside triphosphate diphosphatase activity. Gene Ontology annotation, cellular component: cytoplasm. The coding region runs from base 1 to 555 and encodes 184 amino acids. Gene Ontology annotation, biological process: nucleoside triphosphate catabolic process. The transcript has a single exon. The record is from RefSeq and is a predicted model, not a curated record. Lineage: Eukaryota; Fungi; Microsporidia.